This is a messenger RNA of Lampris incognitus (smalleye Pacific opah), 5696 nucleotides long. It is a transcript of the gene bcl9l, whose product is annotated as bcl9 like. Gene Ontology annotation, cellular component: beta-catenin-TCF complex. Gene Ontology annotation, biological process: positive regulation of transcription by RNA polymerase II; negative regulation of transforming growth factor beta receptor signaling pathway; canonical Wnt signaling pathway. Lineage: Eukaryota; Metazoa; Chordata; Actinopteri; Lampriformes; Lampridae. The record is from RefSeq and is a predicted model, not a curated record. Bases 700 to 5232 code for a protein of 1510 amino acids. Gene Ontology annotation, molecular function: transcription coactivator activity; beta-catenin binding. The transcript has 9 exons.
UCGGCUCGGAGGGCGGCAGCGUGGUUCUGCUCUCGGUUCCGUGUGGGGAGGGAAAAAAAGGAAAAAGCAAGCCGCGGUGCCGCGUGAGGUCGCCCACGGUGACAUACGGAUGCCCGCGUGGCCACGCCACCGCUUGUUCCUGGCUCGAGCUGCGGAGACGCGAUGGGCUCGCGCUGACAUGCAACGUGCUGCCCUUCUGCACCUCCAACCGCGGCGGAGUCACGAGCCGCUGCGAGGUGACGCGUCCUCCGCUUCCAGCCCGAACCCCAACCCGAACCCGAACCCGAGCCCGCGGACGCCGCGUUGCCCGGCAGCCCGCUCCCAGACGCUGUGAAACUGCACCGCUUCCUCGUCGCUUCACGCCGGGCUCCUGUGGCGCAGAGUCGGCGGCGGACGGAGCAAGCGGUGGCGGCGGCGGCGGCGGCGGCGGCGACGGAGGAGGAGGAGGAGGAGGAGGAGGACACUACUUCGGGGGAAUGUCGACUGGCCGUCAGUCCUGACAUCGGCCUCUCUCGUCUCAGGCGCCAGGGAAAUGGGGUCAGUGUGUGGUCAGUGAAGCGUCCCAGAGAGCGGCAUGGCCCCGUGUCAGUUGAGCAUCUGGGUGAGAUGAGUAAUGCCGCUACGCAGCGUGACCUCCACUGACAAACGGGCACCGCUGUUCUCCGUACCCAGCCUCCACCUGAAGCACCAACCAGCCAAAUGCACCCAGACAACAAACUGGCCAGUCAUGGCAAGCAAGUGACAAGUGACAGCCGCUCGCAAAUACCCAAUGUGAAUCAGCAAGUCCCGCAGCAGCAGGGGGCUGCUGGACACCACGGUCCAAAGGCCGCUGCCACCGGCAGCCAUGGAGUCAAAGCCGGCCAGAUUUCUGCAGGCAACCCGGGCCUAAAGGCUGUCAGCCAAUCAGUGAGCAGCAUCACAGGGAUGCUGAAAACCAAAACCAAGAGGGAGAGGAGCGUCUCCAUCGACUCCAAUGAACCCAGAGACACCAAAGGAGAGGGUAUCAUGCGCAGUAAGCGGCGCUGUGUUUUGGAAAAGAAGCAGCCUUACAGCGGUGAUGAGUGGUGCUCUGGGCCAGAUACCGAAGAGGAUGAGGACAAGCCGCGUGUCGCACCACACCAGCGAGUGCUGGCCAGUGCUAUCCAGGGUCUCUCUGGUCGCUCCUCUGCAGGGCCCAUCUCUGAAGCCGGGGGUCCAGCAAUGGGACGUGGAGCGGGACCAGGACCGAAGUCUGAUCUAUCCCAAACUUCCCAACAAGUGGUGUAUGUUUUUACAACCAGCCUAGCCAACAGUGCUGCAGAGGCAGUAAUGAAAGGACAGACAGAUUCCAUCCUCCUGUUUCACCAGCAAAAUGUUCCACGCACCAAGUUGGAGCAGGGCCACCCAUCAGGGAAACUCCCUGCCCUAUCAGAAAAAGUGACUUCAAGCAGUUCACCAACUGGCACUCCAAAAUCUCAGAGUGGGACCCCAAGGCCAGCCUCUGCAGGACUGGGAGGCCACUUGCAUCCCGCAGGGACAUCGUCAUCAGCAGGACAUUCUGACAAUGAGUCCUCUCAAAACAGGCCUGGUGGGGCCUCCAGCAAUAACACCACUGCCAUUGCCCAUAAGUCAGGAGGAGGAGGCACGGCCACACCUGCUGCCCCGGUUCAAGGCACAGGAAGUGGGGAAGGUCCCAGGGGCAUGGGUCCCCCAGGCCCCAGUGUUUCUCCUUCAGGGAGCCCCUCAGCCCUAUCAGCACACCUGCAGAGUGACCCAGGGCAGAGGACUGGCUCAGGAAACACAGAUGGACUCUCCAAAGAGCAGUUGGAACACAGGGAGCGCUCUUUGCAGACAUUGAGAGACAUAGAGAGGCUGCUGUUGCGUAAUGUGGCUAGUGGGGGUCCUGGAGAAGCAGGAAACUCUAAAAACAAUCCAAACAAUAACUCCUCCAACCCAAACAAUAAUAACAACACUGACAGUAAUAGUGCUCUUGAAGAGAGCAGCAGUGCUGACAAUGCUGGAACUUGCAAUAGUGGUAAUGCUUUACCUUCAGCUUUGACCUCUAUGGGAGUGAUGAAGAAGUAUGAGGAACCCCUGCAGUCCAUAAUUUCUCAAACACAGUCUCUUGGUGGAUCUGGUAUAGACAACAGCUCAGUGGACUCUCACCACAACAUGCUGCAGCAUGCCCAUCGCCACCUCUCCUCACCUGGGCUUGACAUGGGUCCCUUACUUGGCCCUGAGGGGCUGACCCCAGAGCAGAUAGCCUGGAGAAAGCUCCAGGAAGAGUACUACCAAGAGAAGAGACGCCAACAGGAAAUGCAGCCACAUUCACAUGCACAACACUUCAGGAUGAUGUCUGAGAUGGGCAUCCAUGGAGGUCCCAUGAUGAUGAGAGGACCCCCUCCACCUUACCACAGCAAGCCUGGAGACCAGCCUUGGGGCCCUGGUGCCAUGAUGGGAGGGGGAAUGGGAGGAAACACACGUAUGAUUGACAUGCAUCAAGAGGGGCCAAGGGGCCCAAGGUUCCUUGGACAGAUGCAAAGAGGUCCUCCUGGUGGAGGAAGUUUUCAAGGUAAUUUGUCAAUGGAGGGUGUAGUGCCCCAAAGGGCUCCAAGGCCAGGAAUGGUCUGGCUAGAUGAUAUGCCCAACAGCAUGGGUGGAGGGAGUCCCUUUCACGGCUGCUACACUGGCGGACCAGGUGGACCUCCUCAACACUUGCAGGGCGACCCAGAUCGUCUUCUAACUCGUGAGGAAAUGUUUCGCAUCAUGGAGAAACGACAGCUGCAGGGGCUGCACAGGAUUGAGCUAGACUGGUUAGCAAAACAGCAGCAGCUAGGUGGCCUAGGCCCAAGAAUGUCAGAUAAUACUGGCGGUCAAGUUUUUGCCAACAUGGUAAUGGGUCGGGGUCCCUCCUCUCGGGGUGAACCUAUGGACUUUCCUGGAUCACGCGAAAUGAUGGGGUCUCCUGUCAGUGGGGGAGGCCCUCAGAUGAGAGAGUUGGUAGAUUCUCCUCUCGGGAGCAAUCUCAGUAUGAACGUGAACCCUCAGAUGAACACGCAACAGCAAAUGAUGCUAGCAGAGAAGCUCCGAGUAGGUUCUGCUGGCGGGGGUCCAUUAGGGGAAAUGUUAAGCCCUGAAGAGAUUUCACGAAUCAGGGCUUCACAGAAUGGAAGAGGAAAUAAGGGAAUGAUACCUGGGUCUGACGGUCCCCUCCACUUUUCCAAUCAGGGUCCCUUCUCUGGUGGACAGGCAGAAGGGGCCUAUCUCCAGCAGCCUGGCCAUGAGAUGUUUGGGCAUGACCAUCAUGGUCCUGCUCAAAUGGGUGGAACGUCACGGCUUAGUCACAUUCCUAUGACCGGAGGCCUUAGGGGAGCAGAACUUGGUCACCGCCACCCUUCUGAUUUAUCAAUUAAUGUUAAUCAAAUGGUCUCCCCUGCAAUGCCUCCUCCCCAUCAACUUAAAUCUCCCUCCCUCAGCCAAGAGCCAUCUCCACUCUUGCCUUCUCCCUCUGCUCCAGGACUUAAGUCCCCAUCUCAGAUUUCCUCUGCAGGGCCCCUCCCUCCUCUUCCCCCUGCUUCUGGUGCUGGAACUCCAUCAUCUUCUUCCAUGAGGUCUCCGCAAGUGAUGGGGUCCUCUUCCCUAGGUUUGCGUUCACCCUCUGCCUCUCCCGGACGCCUCAAGUCCCCAGCCAUGCCUGUGGGUUCUCCAGGCUGGACCUCCCCUAAGACAACUCUUCCAAGUCCAGGUGGACCUACCAGUGGCAAAGGGAUGGGAAAUGGGGGAAGCAGUUCCACUGAAACUGGCCCAUCACUGCCCGCCAGGAGUUCAAACUCCACCCCUAGUAGCCAGCCAGGUUCCAUGAAUCCCAGCAUGCCAUUUACUUCCUCUCCAGAUGUCCCUUCAACUCAGAACCCUUUGUCACUUAUCAUGACUCAAAUGUCCAAGUAUGCCAUGCCUAGCUCCACUCCCCUCUACCACGAUGCAAUCAAAACAAUUGCCACCUCCGAUGAUGAAAUGCUGCCAGAUCGCCCUCUUCUUUCUGGUGUCAGCAUUGGAGGAAACAUGGGAAACUCCCAGGCCUCCCAGAUGCUUGUGUCCCAGAAUUCCAUGGGACCCCACAGUGAUCCUCAAAGCCCCAUGGGAAUGGUGCUCCCAGGUCAGCAACAGCUGUCCCAUGACACCUCAGGACCUAUGCUGUCUUCCCCUAACCCCAUGGGCAUGCCUGGUAUGAAGUCUGCCAUGGGGGGAGGACCUCCUGAAGGAAUGGGACCCUGCAAUGUGUCACCAUUGUCUCAAAACCAGAUGGCAGGGUUCCCUCGCAUGCAGCCUCCGCCGCAUGGACCCAUGCACUCCCCCGUUGGAGGGAUGUCACAGCCAUUCCCUCAAUCCAAUGAGGAUGUUUUGCCACCUCAGCAGUUGCAUCUGCUCAGCAAGGGGCUUCCCCACCAGCGCCCCACCCACCCCUCAGACUCCUCCUUCUCCUCCCCCAUGCCCAUGGGAGAUGGCCCGGAUCUAAGUGAAGUUAUACGACCCUCACACACAGGGAUCCCUGAGUUUGAUCUCUCACGCAUCAUUCCCUCUGAUAAGCCCAGCAGCACCCUUCAGUAUUUCCCUAAAAGCGAGCCCCAGCAUAACCCACACCAGGGGCAGCCCACCCAGCAGCAGCUUGUCAAACAGCUCUCAUCUUUAGGCCCCCCACAGAACAGUGCCCCUUCAUCAAACCCCCACAUUGCCAACCUGCAGAAUAUGAUGGCAGAGCAGCAGCUGCCACCUCACCCCGCACACAGUGGGGUACGCCAAAGUAUGGGCAUGGGCUCCAGGAGUAUGGUUCCAGGUGGGGGCAUGGGCCCUAUGUGCCCCCCGGCACACAUGAUGGGACGGACAGGUAUGGUGUCCCAGCACCACCACCACCACCACCACCACCACCAGCAACAGCAGCAGGCCAUGAUGGCCAACAGCCUUCUCCCCCAUCCCUCCCACCCCCACCCAGGCAUGAUGUCCCCACAGCAGCACCCACACAAUCUGAUGGCACAGCAAAACCUUAUGAUGAUGCAAGCCAAACAACGAGCUAUGUCCCUUCAAGGAGACCCCUUUGGCCCCCAAGGGCCUCUAAUGUCCCCUCAGGGUCCCAUAAUGGGCCCUCCCCAUCCACAGUCCAGCAUGAUGGGCCCCCAGUCUCUAAGACAGCGGGGAAUGUCUCUGGACAGUUCCAUAGGCUAUGGCCCUGGAGGUAUGACCAACAUGCCUUUUUGAUCCAGUUCAUUAAAGUGUAAAAACCUUAUUUCUAAUAGUUUGCUUUCCCAUUAUGUCCAGAAGUUUUCAUUAAUGUUAUUGCUGCAAGUGUUUAAAAAUUUAAAUUGUUAAAAAAAAAAGACAUCAGUGAUGAUCUUCAAAUUGUGGAGUACAGCUGGUCAAAAAAGGAAUAUUUAAACCACCAUCACACGGUUCAGUAAGAGUUCUGAAGCCAUUUUCUAAAAUGCUGUAAAUUAUGUAUAUUUCACAGAUGUGUGUAUUUGUUGUGGGAAGAGGAGUGCCUCAAUUUUCUAUUUGUUUUAAUAUCAUUGAUUAUUUUCUCCAACUACCAAACUGUUGUGCAAAGAAAAAUAUAUAAAUAUAAUAUAUAGUUGCUGUACAUAAGAUGCAAUUUGUGAUUGUUUGCAAUUGUUCUGUAUAACUGUGUUUUAAUAGAAGUCUAAAAAAAGAAUAAUACUGAUCUG